UUAUGACAGUCACCCCCCUCCUCGGUAUAAAUACUUGUGUCAGGCUGCGUCUGAUGAGAAGAUCUAGUGUCACCCAGACUGAGCACUACACCAGCCCGGAGCACUGUGCCCUCUGCUGCAUCACAGAGGCAUGUACACCCGCAGAGCUGACAGACCCCGCAGAGUAAAGUCUUUUGACUCCAUGAGCAUAAGUUUUGAUGAUAACCAGAUAAACAAUGAGUUCACCAAGUCAAACUAUAUGAAGAGUGAAGACAACAAAGAAAACAAUGAAAACGUGGCUGAGAAAAGCCGAGCGUCCGUGAUAUUUUCCCUGAAAAACGAAGUUGGAGGACUUGUGAAGGCGUUGAAACUUUUUCAGGAAAAGCAUGUUAAUCUCAUUCACAUUGAAUCUCGAAAAUCCAAAAGAAGGAAUUCUGAAUUUGAAAUCUUCCUGGACUGCGACAGUAGCAGAGAGGAGCUGAAUGAGAUCUUCUCGCUGCUCCGGCCACAUGUCAAUCUGAUCAGCAUGAACCCGCCGGAAAACUUCAGCGUCGAAGAAGAUGAUAUGGAAAGCGUUGCUUGGUUUCCCACAAAAAUCUCUGAUCUGGAUAAAUGUGCAAACAGAGUGCUGAUGUAUGGAUCUGACCUGGAUGCAGAUCACCCCGGCUUCAAGGACAAUGUGUAUCGUAAGAGGAGGAAGUACUUUGCAGACACUGCCAUGAACUACAGAUAUGGGGAUCCAAUACCUCGUAUCGAAUUUACUGAAGAAGAGGUGAAGACUUGGGGCACAGUUUUUCGAGAACUGAAUAAAUUAUACCCAACCCAUGCCUGCCGAGAGUAUCUCAAGAACCUGCCUCUACUCUCCAAACACUGCGGAUAUCGGGAGGACAAUAUUCCCCAACUAGAAGACGUAUCAAGAUUUCUUAAAGAACGCACAGGAUUUACAAUCCGCCCUGUAGCUGGAUAUUUAUCUCCUAGAGACUUCUUGGCCGGCCUAGCGUUUCGUGUCUUUCACUGCACCCAAUAUGUCAGACACAGUUCUGACCCCCUGUAUACCCCUGAACCUGACACUUGCCAUGAGCUCCUUGGACACGUUCCUCUUCUGGCUGAACCCAGUUUUGCGCAGUUCUCUCAGGAAAUUGGGCUGGCAUCUUUAGGGGCAUCGGACGAAGCUGUUCAGAAACUGGCUACGUGCUACUUUUUCACAGUGGAAUUUGGUUUGUGCAAACAAGAAGGGAAACUUAAAGUAUAUGGGGCUGGACUGCUCUCUUCCAUAAGUGAACUCAAACACUCACUCUCAGGGAAUGCCAACGUAAAGCCUUUUGAUCCUAUGGUGACCUGCACUCAGGAGUGCAUCAUUACCACCUUCCAGGACAUCUACUUUUACUCAGAUAGUUUUGAAGAAGCCAAAGAAAAAAUGAGGGAGUUUGCAAAGACCAUCAAGCGCCCAUUUGGACUGAAAUACAAUCCGUACACCCAAAGCGUGCAGAUCCUCAAGGACACCCACAGCAUCACCAAUUUGGUGAGCGACUUGCGCCACGAACUAGAUAUUGUCAGCGACGCCCUCAAUAAGAUGAACAAGCAGCUCGGCGUUUGAUCGCCCGGAUCACGCAAGCCUGAUGAUCCGCACGGGCCGAUAUAUUUUGUGAUAAAUCUGCUUGUUUCGGGAUGUUAUCCUUGUAUGAAAAUUCUAUCCUAGCGCUUGAAUGUAUCGCGAUUGUCUAGAGAUUUAUUUUUGUAAAUGAAAGAGACAUGGAGGAAUGUGCAACUUCCUGAGAAGACUGCGGAUGGGAAACGCUCAUAGAUUUUCAUGUGGAGGUGUUAUCUGUCUUUAUUAGGUAUGAGGUGUAUGUCCUAUAUAGCUGUUGGUCUUCUGCUAUACUGCAUGUACAUAGACAAAUUGCAGCAAAUUAUCUAUUUGGAAUCCUUUAAAAGGGGUACUCCGGUGAAAAACAAUUUUUUUUUCAUUUCAACUGGCUCUAGAAAGUUAAACAGAUUUGUAAAUUACUUCUAUUAAAAAAUCUUAAUUCUUCCAGUGCUCAUCAGCUGCUGAAGUUGAGAUGUUCUUGUCUGUCUGACAACAGUGCUCUAUGCUGACACCUCUGUCUGUCUCAGGAACUGUCCAGAGUAGCAGCAAAUCCCCAUAGCAAACCUCUCCUGCUCUGGACAGUUCCUGACAUGGACAGAGGUGACAGCAGAGAGCACUGUGGUCAGACAGAAAAGAACGACUCAACUUCACCAGCUGAUAAGUACUGGUAGGAUUAAAAAAAAAAAUAAUAGAAGUAAUUUACAAAUUUUAACUUUCUGGAGCCAGUUGAUAUGAUUUAUUUUUUAUUUUUGAUGGAAUACCCCUUUAAGUCAGUGCUUUCCAACCAGGCUGCCUCCAGCUGUUGCAAAACUACAAUUCGGCUGUCCGGGCAUGCUGGGAGUUGUAGUUUUGCAACAGCUGGAGGCAGCCUGGUUGGGAAACACUUUUUUUUUAUUGUAUAAUCUAAAGUGCACCUCCACUUUUAUCUAUCGUCUGAUACAGAAAUGAUUGUGCCCUAUAGUAAAGCUAAGAAUGGGCCCCUCUUACUACUCAAAAUUCUGCUAAAUAAACUACAUCCACUGCCGAAGAUAGCCAAAAACAGUGCUCAGCUAUCUGUGGCAGCCCAAAGAGCAGGAUUGACCGCGGCUCUGUUCUAAUGGGGGUUCUCGAAAUCACUGGGGGGGGGGGGGGGGGUCCCCAAUAGUUUGAUCCCCAGCGGUCAUACACUUAUCCACAGUGUUGUUGGUGGGACAACCCCUUUAAAUGGAGUUGAAAUCCCCGUGAAGAAUCAAGUGGUACACAUUCCACAUAUGGCUUAGUGAUUUCUAUAAAUCCACGUUACGAUAAUAGGCCUUUCAUUUUUUUACAUCAGGUUCCUGCUAAUAAAAUCGGAAAUAUACUUUAUUUUUACAGAUUUUUUUUACCAGAUACGAAAAAAAAUAAAAAUAAAUUAUAAAUAAAAUUGCUUGCAAUACCAUGCCUGACCACACGGUGUGCUGUGAACACUGACUGAGCACAGAUCAAUAAUCAGGCGAAAAAUGUACAAUGCUCUACAGCGCCAGCUAGUGGUAUAAAGGUUGUAAAAGUGCAAUAGUUUACAUCUAUUAUUUCUCUACUAUUUUUCACAGGGACAAUUCUUUCGUAUAAAGUAUAAGACUGUGUCCUCCAGGUUGAAGACCAUUGAUAUAAGGCAGUGUUUUCAAACCAGCGCGCCUCCAGCUGUUGCAAAACUACAACUCCCAGCAUGCCCGGACAGCCUUCGGCUGUCCGGGCAUGCUGGGAGUUGUAGUUUUGCAACAGCUGGAGGCACGCUGGUUGUGAAAAGCUGGUAUAAACAUAUAGGGCAGUGUUGGUGCUGUUCUACUUUUAUUAUCUUAAUCCGGCUUAGCUGCUGAAUGUAUUCAUGACAAUGAUCUCUGCAACGUUGCAGCGUAUUACAUUAAGCCGGUUAGUGGUCACGUUCAUGUCCUGACUCACGUUGCGUGGUAUGAUAUUCCCGUACUUUAAAAUUUCAGAAAUAUUUAAAUUUCCUGUAUUACAGAAUGUGCUUUGCUGCCCCCUGGUGUUUAAUGGCGUCAGUCUUUUUUUGACUCUCCAGGUGAUAAGUUAACCCUUUCUCUCCGGCUUCAUAGUAAUCCCAUUGAUUGUUCACACGGUGCCUACAUAUCAAGUGUUAUUUUCACGGUCCAUUUUCUUACUAUGUAUAUUUUUUUGUCACAUUGUGUGUAUUUAGGGCUAUUUACUACAAUAAAAUAUAUCUAUAUACACAUCCCCGUGGUUUGUCCUUUUUCGUUUACGCCCUGUAAUGCCGUAUUAACAGAAUAUAUAU
This is a messenger RNA of Hyla sarda, 3836 nucleotides long. It is a transcript of the gene TPH1, whose product is annotated as tryptophan hydroxylase 1. The record is from RefSeq and is a predicted model, not a curated record. Gene Ontology annotation, cellular component: neuron projection. The transcript has 11 exons. Lineage: Eukaryota; Metazoa; Chordata; Amphibia; Anura; Hylidae. Gene Ontology annotation, molecular function: tryptophan 5-monooxygenase activity; iron ion binding. Bases 131 to 1576 code for a protein of 481 amino acids. Gene Ontology annotation, biological process: serotonin biosynthetic process; aromatic amino acid metabolic process.